AAUCUCGAGUUGGAAGAGCAGUUGGACCAAUGCCAAUUCUUGGUUCUCCAGACUCUUUUCCGUAUGAACAAGUACUUGUAAAACAACACUUAUUCUUGUAUACUAAGACUAACUUGACUUGAAUUCAAUUAUUUUUCGUGCGAGUUUUGCUUUCCCUCUUCCACAAUCCUUCUGUUCAAAAGGACAAUCAAUCCUUCUGUUCAAGAUACUGAGCAAUUGUCUGAGGAAAUAAUUGUGACUGUGCAAUUGCAGAGAUGGCGAUCAAGUCCUACGCAACCCAAGCUGAGCUACUUCUGCGGAACUAUAUGCAUGCAGAUUCUUAUGCCCUGUGCACAUCUAUUAUUGGCAGCAUUUGUGCUUGCAAGAUGGUUUAUGAUCUCAGCCAGGUCAUUAGUGCAGCUUACUUGAAGAGCUAUUCUAGACUUUCGAAACUUAAAAAGAUUGAGUGGAACAACCGUGCCAUAUCAACCUUCCAUGCUAUAUUCAUCACAACCAUGUCACUUUACUUUGUAUUCUGGUCAGAUCUGUACUCCGAUGAUCGUUUUGCUCCUGCUAUUACUCUUCGACAUUCAAAAUUGUCUACAUUUCCUUUGGGUGUUUCUAUUGGUUAUUUCCUUAGCGAUCUGGGAAUGAUCAUUUGGUUAUAUCCUUCUCUCGGUGGUUUGGAGUAUGUGGCUCAUCAUCUUCUUUCCAUGUUAUCUGUGAUCUACGCAAUGGUGACCGGUGAAGGACAGAUUUAUACAUAUAUGGUCUUAAUUUCCGAGGCAACAACCCCUUCCAUCAAUUUAAGAUGGUAUCUCGAUGCAGCUGGAAUGAAGACAUCUAGGGCAUAUCUCAUCAAUGGGGUUGUGAUGUUUUUGGCUUGGGUGGUUGCUAGAAUGUUGCUGUUUUUGUACUUGUUUUAUCACAUAUGGGUGCAUUAUGACAAGGUGAUGCAGAUGCAGACAUUUGGACAUUGCUUGGUUCUUGGGGUUCCAUCAGUCCUUAUCGUCUUGAAUUCGGUAUGGUUUUGGAAGAUUUUAAUGGGAUUGAAGAAGACAUUGGCAAAGAGGCAUUAGAAGUCCCUGUUCAAUAAUUAUGUCAAGGCACUAAUCUAUUUUUUUGUUUUUUUGUUGUUUUUGUACAUUGACCUGUAUAUUCUCUCUUUUCAACUUUCUAUCCGAUCAAGGAGAGGAGGACAUUGAAAAAUGGACUGCGGAUUCCCUGGUUUACUACCAAGGGAAAUUCUGUUUUGAGAAAUCGAACAAGUUCAUGUAUAGUAUAUAUUCCUGUUAAAUUAAGAGCUGCAAUAAUAUUGCGAUCAUUAGCUUUCUAGUUA
Molecule: messenger RNA, 1318 nt
Organism: Coffea arabica (coffee)
Lineage: Eukaryota; Viridiplantae; Streptophyta; Magnoliopsida; Gentianales; Rubiaceae
Biological process (GO): lipid homeostasis
Cellular component (GO): membrane; endoplasmic reticulum
Source: RefSeq, a predicted model, not a curated record